CCCCCACGCCAGAGGAAGAUGUCAAGCAGGAGAGGGAGAGGCAGUGAGAGUUGAGACUGGAAGAGAUCGCGCCCGCCAUUCCAUCUCUCAUAGCCCGGAAUCUCUCCCAUCGGACCUUCUUCAAUUCUCCUCCAUAUUUAUCCCUGCCGCCCUGCCCUACGUCCUGGCCUUCUUCUCCCCUUGGCUAAGUCUACAAACUAAGAACACGAACGUUAUAAGAGGAUCUUGGUGGGGACGGUGUGAGCUGGAAGGCGAAAGACCCGUAACACACAAGCCAACGCAAGACAAACUAAACCGAUCUUGCUCCUCCUCCUCCUUCUCCUCGUCCUCCUCGUCCUCGCAGCGACCGUGCAGCCCCCUGGAAGCCUUGUGAGGGCUGGUGAUGGCGCGGGCGUGGGUGUGGGCGUGGCGGUGCGUGUGGGGCGUGUCUCUUCUGUUUGUCUCUACGGUGGUCGCUCAGCUGGAUAAUGAAGAUUCGGUGCUGGCCGUGUAUAUGGAAUCCGUGUUGCUGGAGGGGACAAGAGGCACAACCCAGGAGGUGAUUGAGCAGGCGGUGAAGGCAGGAUCGGACGCCAUGUCAAAGGGGUCGGUGAGAAUGAGGAUGAUCGAAACCCUUAACGGAACGAUGGCGAAGGACGUGACGGCCGUACUCACCCUCGCCGCCUGUCACUCCACGCACAAAUGGGGGAAGGCGCUGGCGGACAUGGAAAAGCUGCAUAUUGCUGUGACUGGGUCUGGCUGUGGGAGGAUCGGCCGCGGCACCGCCAUCACCGUCCCUAUCACCAGCGGCUCGAACGACUUGGCGCAGGUGUUCAGGGACCUGCGGACGAGGCACACACUCACCUGGAACGACAUCACGGUGAUCCACGACGAUAUUUUAGAACAACUGGACCUGCAAAGCAUCAUCAACGUGCUGUCGGAGGAGACCACGGUGCACCCCGAGACAGCCAUCACUCUCGUUGACCUCUCCCAGCUUGGCUCCUCCAUGAAGCGGGAGAAGUUAUUUUCGGAGCUCAAGCAUCGCGCCGGAGAACCCAAACACAAGCAGUUCAUCGUCAUCACACACAAGAACGCCGUCAACGAUAUGCAGAGUCUGGCUCGGUCCAUGCACCUGAUGGGCCCCAAAAACCAGUGGCUGUUCGUUUUGCCGGACACACACUCGCUCGGCUACGACAUGUAUCCCUACCGCGACGUUAUGAUGGAUGGGGACAACGUUGCCUUCGUCUACAACAUGUCCGAGGCCACCCCCACCAGGGCCUGCAACAAUGGACCCGACUGCUACCUGAAGGUCUUAAUCUCCUCCUACACGUCCGCGGUAGCAACGGCGCUGACCCAGGAACACGAGAACUACAUGCAGGUGUCGGAGGAGGAGUGGGAGGAGGUCAAGCCAUCACCAGGUGCCCGGGCUAACAAGAUUAUUGGUCUUAUGAAGAAGUCCCUAAUGAGCAGCCAGCAGUGUUCGCGGUGCACACGGUGGGGUAUCCAAGCCGUCGAGAUAAAGGACGUAGACGAUUUCGAGCUCCUGGAUGUGGCCGAGUGGACUCCCCUGGGCGGCCUGAUGCUCUUCGAUGACCUGUUCCCGCACGUGACUGGCGGGUUCAGAGGCCGCACCAUUCCCGUCACUUCGGUCCAUUACCCGCCGUGGCAGAUCUUCGUCAGGGACCGGAACGGCAAGGUGGUGCGGGAGGAGGGUCUUAUGUUCGAGAUCCUUAAGCAGAUGGCGGCCAAGCUCAACUUCACGUACGUGGUGCGCCCCCCCCCUGAUAACCAAUGGGGGACCAUGAACAAAAAUGGUGAAUGGAAUGGGAUGAUGGGGAUGGUGAAGGAUAAGGAGGUGAUGCUCGGGGUGGGCGCCUUCACCGUUUCGAACAAGCGCAUGAAGGUCGUCAAUUUCACCGCCACCAUCGACCUGCAGCCCUACACCUUCAUGAUAGCCAGGCCGCAGGAGCUGUCCAGGGUGAUGCUGUUCAUGGAGCCCUUCGCCAACGACACCUGGAUCCUCAUUGCCAUCACGGUCGCAAUAAUGGGUCCGAUUCUGUUCCUGAUCAACCGAAACUCGCCCUAUUACAAGUACUAUGACCUCUACGACGGCAAGGGUCUCUUCAGGCUCGAGAACUGUUCCUGGUACGUCUACGGGGCCAUCCUACAGCAGGGCGGCACCAAGCUCCCUCUCAGCAACUCGGGGCGUCUGGUGGUGGGCUUCUGGUGGAUCUUCGUGCUCAUCGUCGUCACCACGUACUCGGGGAACCUCGUGGCCUUCCUCACUUUCCCUAAGAUCGAGAACCCCGUGAGCACCCUCAACGACCUGAUCAAAGCCAAGAACGUCAUGACUUGGGGCUACAUCGGGGGAACUAUACUGGAGGACUACUUCGCGGAGGCGGAGGGCAAGUUCCUGGACAUCGGCACCAGGGCUGAGGUACACGAUGACACUAGACGGCGAGACCUGUACAACCGCAUCCGCUACACCGACCACGCCCUCUUGGAGUGGAAGACCAACCUCCUCUUCAUCAUGCAAGACGAGUUCAUGGCUACUGACACCUGUGACUUCUCGCUAGGCCGCGAGGAGUUCUACUUUGAGAGCGUGGCCAUGGCGGUGCCCCGGGACAGCCCCUACAUUGACCGCUUCAACACGGAACUCAAGAAGAUGCAGGUAGGCGGGCUGAUACAGAAGUGGAAGCGAGACUACUGGCCCAAGAAGAACAAGUGCUCCACCACGGCCUACGGGGGAGGAGACGCCACCAGGACCGUCUCGCUCUCCGAUAUGCAGGGCUCCUUCUUCCUGCUGUUCCUCGGCUUCCUCCUCGCCGCCGUCAUCAUCGCUGGGGAGUGCAUUAUGCGGAGCUGCCUGGGGAAAAGCGAGCCCGGGUCACGCUCCAGCACGGGGACGCUGGUCAAACCAUUUAUGGCUUAGAGACCUCGAGUUCCUACAAAACAUGUUGACCUUCUCGCCUCACAACACUUCCCCGAACUCUCGCCCCGAUUCCACCUCUCGUCCGUCUCAUUUCAGGCCCUGGUCGUGGCUCCCCGCUCUCCGCCGCCAUAAGUUGUCCCUCUCCACCAUUCCCAGCAUUUCCCUGACCACCUCUCGCCCUGACACCGCCUUGCCACUUGAUCUUCACCCGGUGUCUUGGCGUUCGUCUCCUCGCCGCCCUAGUCUGUCCCUCCCGAAGUAUCCCAACCCUGAUUUACCGCAUUUCACCUCGAUUCCCGAUGCGGAGGAUUUCUUAUUGCCUCCGCAGACUAGCACGACCCAGCAACCCUUCCUCCCAUCACCCAGACGGUCCUUGCUAACCCCCAGCCAGCAUCACCAGAACCGUAGAUACCGCAGCCCCUUCCGCACCCAGUCCCACUCCCCGGCACGCCACCGCCUCUCCAUACCAGGUUAUACCAUCACAGAAAUCCAGCCUGCUAGUACCCCCACUACGCCCCCUUCGACGCCCAAGCACAGAGCUGAAUUUAUGGAUUGACAUGACAUUUUUUCACACUUGCAAACUCCCCUCUUUCUCUCCUCCCUAGUAACGACACGCCAAUUCCCACGUCUCUUAGCAAAAAUAAAAGGUCACACACGUAUACACACACAUAAUUUAGCCCUCAUUCCGAUCCAGUAAACUCCCCUCGACCCCAAGUUUUCUAGACUGAUGUUUGGUCCUCUUUCUUCUCCCCCAGUAACCACACCCCAGCUUUCUCUUCAAAUAUUGCACGCACAGACACACACACGUACACAUACACCACUGUUCAGCUCCCCAGUUCACUCUCCUCCCCAGUUAUGUAGAAUGAAAGACUGUCUUCUCUCCCUUCCCCAAUUCAGCUCCCCAGUAAUCGUACCCCAGCUUUCUCUCUCUCUCUUUCCCAACGUCGAGCACACACACAUACUCACCCCAGUUCACCACUCCACUCCCCAGACCCAAGAUUCGUGGUUUAUUACACUCCCUUCUCCUGUUCCCUCUCCCACCCCGAGUGACCACCACCAUCACCACCAGUGCCUGAGUCGGGUGGGCAGCUCAGCAUCGUGGCGUGGUGUGCUGACCGUGCUGACUGAUGCUGGUCCCGCCCGAUGUCACUGAUGAUUCGUGCUGCACCGACUUGCCGUGUCACCCCCCCCCCCCCUGCUUCACCCCCUGCCAGCCUGUGUACCCUGCCUUACGCCCCACCACAUGCUGCUGUUGUUCCCCCUUCACAUGUCCUCCCUGCUUAAAUUCCCUGCUAAUUCACCCUGCCUGCUUGCGUACCUGCUUAUUCACCCUGCUACAUGACAUACCAUUGUUGCCCGCCCCUAUACAUGUCCUCCCUGCUUGUCCCCUGCUUAAAUAAUAAUAAUUCACGUGCCUAUAUGCUAUUACUAUAUUGCUAUGUAUUUUCCCUGACACAUAUCCACCCUGCUUGUCCCCUGUCUCAUUCCCCUGCUUAUAAACCCUGCUUUGUAACCCUGCCAGCUUACGUACCCUGCUUUUCACCCUGUCACAUGCUAUUACUGUAUUGCUAUGUUGUUUUCCCCUGCACAUAUCCCCCCUUCCCUGCUAAAUUACCCUGAUAUGACACCCUGCCAGCUUACGUACCCUGCCACGUGCCACUACUGUGCUGUCAUGUUGCUUUCCCUUGCUAAUAUCCUACCUGCUUGUUCCCUCUAGUACCAUGCUUAAAAACCCUGCUUUGAUACCCUGCCAGCUUACGUACCCUGUUUAUUCACCCUGCCACAUGUCACUAUAAUAUGUCAUGCUAUUCUCCCUCACACCUAUCGUCCCUGUUAGUCCCCUGCCUCUAUUACAUGUUUAAACACCCUGCCAGCCCUGCCACAUAGCUCCACGAACCUCAAUCACCCUGCAGUCUCUCCUACACAUAUACACACCUUGCUUCGCCCCCUCAAUACCCUGCUCCCCUGUGCCAUGCUUACAUACGUACCCUGCUAAAACACCCUGCCACAUAGUUCCAAAUACAACAAACAGCGUAGUAUGUAUGAGCCACCCUGCUGCCACCCCUACACUAACUGAUUGCCUCCGCUUCUUAACACCCUGCUUAAGACCCUGCUAACCGUGCUUCAUACCCUGCCAUAGACCCUGCUAUAGACCCUGCUACGGAUUCACACACUCAUCUACACCACCUCAACCACAACCAUCGUAAGCAACCACCCUGCCCACUCUUACACCCUGUCACGCAUACACCCUGCCAAGUACAUACCCUGUCACAUACACGGGCAGCCACACACGCGCGCUACCACACCUCACCAUGUUGCUUGCCUGCACUAAAACAUUCCCUUUCUUUUCCCUUCUCUUGCUCACACUCACGCCGCUUCAACAAACAAACAAACAGACACGCACCAGUAGUAUAAUAAUAUGAAAAAUAAGUACACAAAUAAAUAUACCUUCUAAUAGUCAAUAUAUAAAAAGCAGCUGAUCUCUUAAGCUCCACCCACUAACGCCCUACUUUCCUUCCCUCCUCCUAUGUACUUUUAGCAUGUACAGUUCUUUUUUUAAGGCUGUGUAUUUACCCUUAACAACAUAACAGCCUGACGGACCUACACCGAUUCUAAUUAAUAUAUGUGUGGUUUUAAUGAAUCAAUUUUAGAAACAUGUAUUUUCUUUCUAACUCCUUUCAUCCUGUUUUUGUCGGUGUUGCUUUCUCAGUCAGUCAGUCAUUUAGUCAGUCAGUCAGUCAGUCAAUCUUUUCUCUGUACUUUCACAAACAGUUAAGCAGACCUGACGAACACUUUUGAAUUCAAUGUUAGUACACUUUUCAAAACGGCUGUUCCUAUCUGUUCAAUAUGUACUUAAUUGAGCAGCUAAUUCGGUCCUAUGUGUACUUUCUCAAACAGAUGAUGUUAUCCAGUCUGUUACAUGUGUACUUUGUCUAAAAAAAAUUAUCCGAUCAAUAUGUUAUACUUCCCUAAGCAGGUGAUGCUCUCCUAUAUAUACUUUCAAUAGACAGAUCAUUCAAUCCGCUAUUUUCUCUUUUAUUCAGCUGAUCAUAUCCACUCUAUUCUCUCUCUCUCUCUCUCUCUCUCUCUCUCUCUCUCUCUCUCUCUCUCUCUCUCUCUCUCUCUCUCUCUCUCUCUCUCUCUCUCUCUCUCUCUCUCUCUCUCUCUCUCUCUCUCUCUCUCUCUCUCUCUCUCUUUUUUUUUUUCUUUGAAAAACUAAUCCAAUCUUUAUGUAAUACUUUUUUGAACAGCCGAUUCUCUGCCAAUAUUAUUUUUUUCUCUGUGUGCUUUCUUUUUGCAGUCGAUGCUAUCCAUGUGUACCUUUUGAAACAGCUGUGUACUUACCAAGAGCUGCUUCAAGCCUCACUUAAGCCAUGCAAUAUAUAGGAAACAGUAGCUUAUAUCUGUACUGAUAGACGGGCAACAGUAGCCUACAACUUUAAUAUCGUAACUCACUCUACCCUCACAUCGAGACUCAGUAGCUUAUAGAUGUGCGGAUAUCUUAAUACAGGAAACACAGACCCGUAACUUUAAUAUUAUCGUAACUGUCACUGUACCUUCAAACGAGACUUGGUAACUUAUAACUAUACUAAUACCUUAAAACAAGAAACCCAUAACUUAAAUAUCAUCUGACACACAAGUAACACUAACUCUGAACUCUCACUCUACCUUCAUACAAGACCCAGUAGUUUAUAACUGUACUAAUAUCUUCAGACAGGAAACAUUAACUCAUAACUAUAAUCUAAUUUAAUAUCUUACAUCGCUAACUCGUAACUGGAGCUUUAAUGUAUGACUCAGUAGGUCUCUUAUUGCAUACCUGUAUCGAUAUUAACGUGUACUGUUUGCCUGUUUCGUUGUGUGUAUAGAAGCUGUAGAGUUUAUAUAAAGGAAUAUUUAUCGUAGACUUAAGUCGACACGCACACAGGAACCUUGCAAUAUAUAGAGAGGAUGCAAUAGCUCGUAAGUGUGAUGUAUAGAGGGUGCAAUAGGUCUUAAGUGUGGUAUCCUUUUAGAAAUAUAUAAAGUGAUGUUACUUAUAUAUGAUAGAGGACGGGUAAUGUGUUAAAGUGAGUCAAUAUACUUACUAAUACCAAUACUAAUACUAACACUGCUUUUACUACUACUUCUGUUAUUGAUACUACUACCACUACCCCUAAUACUGAUACAAAUACUUAUACUACUACUCCUUCUACUUCUACCACUACUACUAUAACUACUACUACUACUACUAUAACUACUAAUGCACUGUGCAAGGCAAUUCGAGUUAUAUAUUAAUAGGAAAUAUAUUCUACCUAGAGGGAAAACAUACAUUAUAUCUUGUUCUUUUAAGAGAGUUUGGUUUGUCCCUCAGCGCUCGGGGUAAAGGUGGACUUGGAGACACACGUUCAAUGUCUCUGGGAUAUGUUUACUACUUGUGUCCCUGUGUUAGUCUUGUGUUGCCGCUGUCGUACGAAGCUAUAAGUUCUGCUAAGUUGGCCGACCAGAGUAUGUUGGCCUUUUUAUUAUCACUGUUGCAAUAAUUAGUACUCAUAUCAGGGGGAAAAUCGCUCAGAAAACUGAACUGCAGCGUGAAAAUGAAGCAAAAUAGUCGAAAUAAGGAAAACAUCUCUCCUUUUGGGUUUUCAUUACUGGCUCGCAGCGCAAUUCUCUAGAGUACUUUUUUUCACUUGAUAACUAAAUGGAUUGAUGCGAAUGAACUGGUUAACACACCCCACCGUCUCUCCCAGUGCCGCCUUUCCCCCGUGCCCGCCCCCCGCUGCCUUGCCGGGGCCGGGACACUCGCUGGGUGACGGGUGUGUGUAGAUGGUCAAGUAUGGCCUUGCAUGCACCACGCUCAUGUAUCCGUCGAUGUGUGAAGGAAGUAUAUUGUGUAGCGAUAAGGACACACCUGCUCAACGCGGCUCUUUCAUUACGAAAUUACGUACUUCUCUGGUUUGCUUGUUUGGUACCAAUGACCUUUGCCUUCACUCACGCCGCCGCGACACUGAGGCGCCGGCUGGCGGCGUGGCGCCAUAUGUGGCGUUAGGCUGCGGCCUGCCGGGGCGGCAGGGCUCGGGGCCACCUUGACGCUCACCAGCAACUGUCAGGAGCCGCCAACAACAGCUGUGUAUGUGAUGGUGGGCGUUACAAGGGGCCGGACAGCCCUCAGCCCUUCCGCCCAGGGCCCUCAGACCCCCGUGGCGGCCUGACCAAACGCCCGUCGCCGCGGGGCACGCCUUCAGGACAACCCUCGCUCACCAACACACUAAAUUGUUCUCAGAAAAGACGCGAGGCAGCAGCACGCCAGCCACAGCCCCAGCGGCCGCCACCCACCAGCCAUCACGGUGCCUUGAUAUCGCUUUACCUUAGCUUAUCAGCCCUUGACGUGGCGGCGGCCGCCUCCUGACUGGGCUCAUACAGCAGAGGCCGCCGCCGCCGCCGCCGGGCCCGCCGCUGGUCGGCAUGAAGUACAACUCGCUGCGCGCCUCGCUGGGCUAAAUAUUUAACCUUCCGGAACCUUCGUGUUUGCCUGCAGACAAAAUGAAAUGUUACUCAGUAAUAAAAUAUAAGAUGUUUGGUGCUUCAUUUAACUUCCGCCUAUCAAAUGAAGGUAGUUUUAAGGUGCUUACGUAAAUGUACUCAUAAACGAUGACGGCCAUUUUUUU
Eriocheir sinensis (Chinese mitten crab) is the source of this 8556-nucleotide messenger RNA. Its product is annotated as ionotropic receptor 93a-like. The coding region runs from base 383 to 2911 and encodes 842 amino acids. Gene Ontology annotation, biological process: monoatomic ion transport. The record is from RefSeq and is a predicted model, not a curated record. The transcript has 19 exons. Gene Ontology annotation, cellular component: membrane. NCBI's taxonomy places the organism in Eukaryota, Metazoa, Arthropoda, Malacostraca, Decapoda, Varunidae. Gene Ontology annotation, molecular function: glutamate-gated receptor activity.